Molecule: messenger RNA, 5165 nt
Organism: Oncorhynchus masou masou (cherry salmon)
Lineage: Eukaryota; Metazoa; Chordata; Actinopteri; Salmoniformes; Salmonidae
Exons: 18
Coding region: 660-2660 (666 amino acids)
Source: RefSeq, a predicted model, not a curated record
GUGACCGUGUGCGCAGUAAACGCUCUAAAUUUACAAAUGACAAUCUGACAACGCUCUGAAUUUACGAAAACCCUGAGCGCAUUCUGGCACUCCAGAUUUAAUUUACGAACACACCCAUGGUGAGCAGAGCCAAGCACAAGCUACCAACAUCCUAUUGGCGCGUUCUAGCAUGUCUCUGGCUAUUUCCAUUAGGGAAAAAGCCUAUUCUGUGAAGUAAGCGUGUGCAAUAACACAAUGUGCUUUUGCAAUCCUUCUAAACAACGCGAUUUUUAAAAACGUUUGCAAAGGGUAAAGUCUACCAAACUUAGUCCACUCUGUUCAUAACAGAAUGUCGGACAAAAUCCAUCUUGUUUCAUCUUCCUGGGCUUCCUCUCACUACCAUAUUUGCGAGUGGCAACUUCAAGCACGUUUAUACAUCCGGUUAAAUAUCUGUCUCAUUGUUCUAUAUGUGCGUUUCAAGAGUGAAAGUAAGAGCAGUACAGACAGACAGAUCAAGUUAAAAUAAUACGACUUUGAUCUGGUAUUUGACGACGCUCUCAUCUAAACCUGCUGUUUGUGACUACUUUGUUUAUUUUCUGUCUUGGUUGACAUCGUGACAAUAUUGUGCGUAUAAAAUACACCUGUCCACAACCUCAAACAGUCACACUCCAAACUCCACUAUGGCCAAGACCAAAGAGCUGUCAAAGGACACCAGAAACAAAAUUGUAGACCUGCACCAGGCUGGGAAGACUGAAUCUGCAAUAGAGUUGAAGAUGGAGAAGUUCUUUACCAUUCUGACUGGGAAUACUCUGGGGUCUCAUGAGGAAAUAAAUCGCCGGCUCACUACAAAAGGUUUAACGAAGGUGACGUCAUCGGCGGAGAGUGAUGUCAUCAUUGCUUUCUGUCCCAUUGUCUCUCGUGCCGGGACUGAUAUUGAAGCAGCACUGCAGCAGAUUCCUGCUGGUAAACCUGUCAUUCUGGUAGUGAAGCAUCACACCUUCAACCCAGACUACACUGUACCUGACAGCAGCAGACUAGUGAACAGAGAGGAUGUAAUACUCACAGUGGACUGUCUCUUCCAUGAGAGCCAGGGACUAUUGGAGUGUCAUCGCAAUGAAGCAGCAGUCAAAAAGAUUGUGAACAUAAUGCUGCCAAUGAACGACUGGGAGAUUAUUGAAACCAGUGAAGCCAGUGACGCCCUUGAGCAUAAAAUCUUGGAGCAGGAUUCUCCAAAAGGUAAAGUUGAAGAUGGAGAAGUUCUUUACCAUUCUGACUGGGAAUACUCUGGGUCUCAUGAGGAAAUAAAUCGCCGGCUCACUACAAAAGGUUUAACGAAGGUGACGUCAUCGGCGGAGAGUGAUGUCAUCAUUGCUUUCUGUCCCAUUGUCUCUCGUGCCGGGACUGAUAUUGAAGCAGCACUGCAGCAGAUUCCUGCUUGUACACCUGUCAUUCUGGUAGUGAAGCAUCACACCUUCAACCCAGACUACACUGUACCUGACAGCAGCAGACUAGUGAACAGAGAGGAUGUAAUACUCACAGUGGACUGUCUCUUCCAUGAGAGCCAGGGACUAUUGGAGUGUCAUCGCAAUGAAGCAGCAGUCAAAAAGAUUUUGAACAUAAUGCUACCAAUGAACGACUGGGAGAUUAUUGAAGCCAGUGACGCCCUUGAGCAUAAAAUCUUGGAGCAGGAUUCUCCAAAAGAGUUGAAGAUGGAGAAGUUCUUUACCAUUCUGACUGGGAAUACUCUUGGGUCUCAUGAGGAAAUAAAUCGCCGGCUCACUACAAAAGGUUUAACGAAGGUGACGUCAUCGGCGGAGAGUGAUGUCAUCAUUGCUUUCUGUCCCAUUGUCUCUCGUGCCGGGACUGAUAUUGAAGCAGCACUGCAGCAGAUUCCUGCUUGUACACCUGUCAUUCUGGUAGUGAAGCAUCACACCUUCAACCCAGACUACACUGUACCUGACAGCAGCAGACUAGUGAACAGAGAGGAUGUAAUACUCACAGUGGACUGUCUCUUCCAUGAGAGCCAGGGACUAUUGGAGUGUCAUCGCAAUGAAGCAGCAGUCAAAAAGAUUUUGAACAUAAUGCUACCAAUGAACGACUGGGAGAUUAUUGAAGCCAGUGACGCCCUUGAGCAUAAAAUCUUGGAGCAGGAUUCUCCAAAAGAGUUGAAGAUGGAGAAGUUCUUUACCAUUCUGACUGGGAAUACUCUGGGGUCUCAUGAGGAAAUAAAUCGCCGGCUCACUACAAAAGGUUUAACGAAGGUGACGUCAUCGGUGGAGAGUGAUGUCAUCAUUGCUUUCUGUCCCAUUGUCUCUCGUGCCGGGACUGAUAUUGAAGCAGCACUGCAGCAGAUUCCUGCUGGUAAACCUGUCAUUCUGGUAGUGAAGCAUCACACCUUCAACCCAGACUACACUGUACCUGACAACAGCAGACUAGUGAACAGAGAGGAUGUAAUACUCACAGUGGACUGUCUCUUCCAUGAGAGCCAGGGACUAUUGGAGUGUCAUCGCAAUGAAGCAGCAGUCAAAGAGAUUCUGAAGAAGUUUAAUAUACAUCCUGAGAUUGCAGUUUCUUCCUUUGACCCUCGUAUCAUCAUGCGGUUGGCAAAAGAUUGGUUGGCCAGAGUGACUUGGCCUACAACAGUUGAAGUGCCUGUUUGCAAUCAUGAAGUGCAACAUUAAGAUGAAGCACAUUGCUCCCCAGCCUUUAAGAUAUAAUAAUGAGCGAAUAAGUGGAUUGAAGUCUGAUUUUGAAAAAUGUCUAUUCAUAGUCAAAACAUUUGACAAUUUAACCCUAGAAAUAUAACUAACUAUAAGCAUUAGAAUAUGCACUUAUAGCCUAAGUGAGUCUAGAACAACUAAAGUGUGUUUUGUCAAAAUUGCUUAAUAAUUAACUCCAUUAAUGUGGAUAACUAUAAAGAUAAUGUAAUAUAAUGCUUGAGACAACUUUUGAUGGGAGUAUAAAUAAAUAUACACUACCUGCCAACAGUUUUAUAACACCUACAUUCAAGGGUUUUUCAAUAUUUUUACUAUUUUCUACAUUGUAGAUUAAUAGUGAAGACAUCAAAACUAUGAAAUAACACAUAUGGAAUCAUGUCGUAACCAAAAAAGUGUUAAACAAAUCAAAAUAUAUUACAUUUUUUUUAGAUAAUUCAAAGUAGCCACCCUUUGCCUUGAUGACAGCUUUGCACACUUGGCAUUCUCUUAACCAGCUUCACCUGGAAUGCUUUUCCAAUAGUAUUGAAGGAGUUCCCACAUAUGCUGAGCACUUGUUGGCUGCUUUUCCUUCACUCUGCAGUCCGACUUAUCCCAAACCAUCUCAAUUUGAUGCGAAAUUCCAUCACUAUCCUUCCUUACACAGCUUGGAGGUAUGUUGGGUCAUUGUCCUGUUGAAAAACAAGUGAUAGUCCCACUGAGCCCAAACCAGAGGGGAUGGCAUAUCGCUGCAGAAUACUGUGGUAGCAAUGCUAGUUAAGUGUGCCUUGAAUUCUAAAUAAAUCACAGACAGUGCUUUAUGGUGGAAAAUACACAUGCGGAGAUCAUCCAUUCACCCACACCACGUCUCACAAAGACACGGCGGUUGGAACCAAAAAUCUCCAAUUUGGACUCCAAACCAAAGAAUACAUUUCCACCGGUCUAAUGUCCAUUUCUCGUGUUUCUUGUCCCAAGCAAGUCUCUUCUUAUUAUUGGUGUCCUUUAGUAGUGGUUUCAUUGCAGCAAUUAAACCAUGAAGGCCUGAUUCACACAGUUUCCUCUGAACAGUUGAUGUUGAGAUGUGUCUGUUACUUGAACUCUGUGAAGCAUUUAUUUGGGCUGCAAUUUCUGAGGCUGGUAACUCUAAUGAACAUAUCCUCUGCAGCAGAGGUAACUCUGGGUCUUCCUUUCCUAUGGCGGUCCUCAUGAGAGCCGGUUUCAUCAUAGUGCUUGAUGGUUUUUGCAACUGCACUUGAAUAAACUUUCAAAGUUCUUGAAAUGUUCUGUAUUGACUGACCUUCAUGUCUUAGAGUAAUGAUGGACUGUCAUUUCUCUUUGCUUAUUUGAGCUGUUCUUUCCAUAAUAUGGUCUAGAUAUUUUACCAAAUAGGGCUAUCUUCUGUAACCCCCCCACCUAGUCACAACACAACUGAUUGGCUCAAACACAUUAAGAAGGAAAGAAAUUCCACAAAUUAACUUUUAAGAAGGCACACCUGUUAACUAAAAUGCAUUCCAGGUGACUACCUUAUGGUAGUCAGUUGAGAGAAUGUCAAGAGUGUGCAAAGCUGUCAUCAAAGCAAAGGGUUGCUAUUUGAAGCUCAAAUAUAAAAUAUAUUUUGAUUUGUUUAACCCUUUUUUGGUUACUACAUGAUUCCAUAUGUGUUAUUGCAUAGUUUUGAGGUCUUCACUAGUAUUCUACAAUGUAGAAAAUAGUACAAAUAAAGAAAAACCCUUGAAUGAGUAGGUGUUCUUAAACUUUCGACCGGUUGUGUGUAUAUAAAUAUACAUACUUUAUUAUGCUACAUACUGUGAUUUUGCAGACACAGGGUUGAUCAUAAUCAUGUGGCAUUUCAAUAUAGCUGAAAUUGUAUUUUUGUUGUUGUUGCAUUACCACAUUAUCCUGAAGUGUUUUGGCUCAAUGGCAGCCCUGGCACUUGUGUGUGAAAUAAAGAGAAAUAUAACUACUCUAACAUCAACAGCUGUAACCUACUAAACCCACGUGGCAUAUAAGCUAUUAUUCAAGAAUCAAUAGAUAUAUCAGGUUUGAAGGUAAGACCCAGGUACAGACAAUGUUGAAGUAACAAAAGUGUAUUAAAUCGAACACGGGCAGGCAAAGGUACUGGACGGCAGGCAGGCUCAGAAUCAGGUCAGGCAGAGGUCGGUAAUCCAGAGUAGUGGGGCAAAGGUACAGGAAGGUAGGCAGCCUCAGAGCAGGCAGAAAGGUCAAAACCGGGAAAACUAGGAAACGGGCGCUAUGAACAGGACAGGAACACGGGGAAAACCACGGAUAGGUCUGAAUGAACGAAACGAACUGGCAACAGACGAACCGAGAAGACCGGUAUAAAUACACAGGGGAUAAUGGGGAAGAUGGAGGGGGUGGAGAUAAUCACAAAGUCAAGUGAAACAGAUCAGGGUGUGACAAGGGGCCUAUUAAAUUACUAUUCAACAGAAUUGAAUAUCUCAUUUUGUAUCUUUUAAUAAAAAUGAAUUAACA